Stylophora pistillata is the source of this 1783-nucleotide messenger RNA. RefSeq names its product fibroblast growth factor receptor 2. The record is from RefSeq and is a predicted model, not a curated record. Gene Ontology annotation, biological process: protein phosphorylation; positive regulation of kinase activity; cell surface receptor protein tyrosine kinase signaling pathway. NCBI's taxonomy places the organism in Eukaryota, Metazoa, Cnidaria, Anthozoa, Scleractinia, Pocilloporidae. Gene Ontology annotation, cellular component: signaling receptor complex; plasma membrane. Gene Ontology annotation, molecular function: ATP binding; transmembrane receptor protein tyrosine kinase activity.
CUAUAAAAUGAGAAUCAAAUUGUUCCAGCGAUCAGCAUACUUCCCUGUUUAUUCCUCCACUAGAAACCGUGGUAAAAAGACUUCUUGAUGAGUACAAGUUAUGGAGUUGUUCUCAGUAAUAUGGUAUUCGUUUUUGCUCGUUGAUGUUCAGCUUCUUGUCUGGAAAGCAGGUGGCACACAAAUUACUUGGUAUAAACCUCCUCCAGUUCAAAUAGCAUCAAGUUCAAGUGAUACAUUCGCCCCAAACAUUUCACAACAUCAUGAUGGACAAGCUGCUACACUUGUGUGGAAUUUUAGUCUCACUCAAGAUCUAAGCAUCACUAUAGUGGACAUUAACUUCAAUUCUGAUCUGAUAGUGAGACUUUUGCCAAAUGGAGGAAGUGGUGGGAUAACUGCUGCAUUCCACAAUCGCUUCAAUGUGGAUUGGAAUCCCCCAGGAAGAGUUGCUUUGACUAUUUCUAAGGUUACAAGUGCUGAUGAUAAGGUGAAUGGAGCAUUUAGCUGUGUGGUGAGCACUUUAAGUAAUGGGAACUGGAAGCGUAUGAUUCAAGUGGAAGUAGUAGCUUUUUCAGCCCAUCGUUCAACAAAUGCCAAUAUUUCUCUAAGAAGUUCUCAUAUAGCACUUGUAUCAGACACUCAGGCCAGAGAGCUUAAUUUCAAUACAAACGUUGCUUAUUCAAUUUGGUCUCUUUUCUCUGAUGUGUAACUACAGUUGGACCCUGAUAAUUCGAAGUCUCAAGGGAAAUUAAAGCAAAAUAGUUCGAAUUAUCGGGGGUUCGAAUUAUAGGGGUCAAAAAUAAAUAUGCAAUUUUUACCCCUGCAUAACUGUCUUUAUUUACCCUAUUUUCGUGAUAUUAGUGAACAGUUUGUAAUACCUGAACGUAUUUCAAAUGUUUUCAUCAACAAAACAGUUUUUUUUUUAAAUUUCAUAAGAACAAUCAAAAAGCAGAACAGUGACCAAUAUAAAAGGUGCUUACUAGCCUGAAAGCUGUCAAUUGCGAGCUGCCUCUGAGAUUUGCGAAUGUUUUUCUCGAUGAUGUAUGCGAUCUGACUCAUGUUUUGACGAAUCUCGUCAGCUCCAUCUGCAGCAAACAGACUAUAGGAUGAAAGCGUGUUGAUAGCCUCGGUUAUUAUUUUGUGCUCUUGUUGGCUUCUGUGGUCUCUCCUCAGAAUCAUCAUCGUCACUAUCAUCGUCUCGGAGGCCAAGAGCAGGAUAAGAGCCUGACAAAGACCUUUACACAUUUUUAUGUGGACAUGCACUACUUACCAAUGCAACUGAUUUCAGAGCCUGAUGAGAGACUGCCACAAGUCAGACAAGCAAAUUAUUUUUUUCUAAAAGACAGUUAUUAUCUUGUCGAUACUGCUCGAAACUUCGCUGUCACAUGCAAUCUUUAGUCUACGUCUGUCGGUUUUCUUGACACAGACAAGUUAUUAUGUGUUUAUAUGUACUGGACAUCUAAUAGUUGGUCCUUCUAGGAGGCCUACAGGUAUGGAAUGACUUAAAAAGAACAUUAAUUUUAACUCAGUGUUUAGGGUAGAGCUUUAAGUGUUUACAAUGCGCAGGAAAAAGGUCAGGGAGAACAACACCGUAUGAUCUUUUUUAAAAAAUGCAGUAGCCUAGAAAACAAGUCCUGUCCUAAUUUGAAGGAAUACAUAAAAGCAGCAGUGGCAAAGUGUUGGACUGAUAAUCCAACCAGUCAACAUUAAAUAAAUGAAUAAACACUGGCUACUACUAUUGCUUAGCUGUACCUGCAAGUCUGAACAAAAUUAAUAGUAAGUUGAG